CAAAUGAAUACGUGUUUAGGGUUAGGGUUAGGGUUAGGCUCGACCACUCACGACUAGCUAGCGCGGACGCGCGACUGCGCGUUCGGGACCGUGCUGCUUUAGUAGUAACGCCUUCAAUCAAAUGUCUUUUAGAAAAAGAGCUAAUUUUAGGUUAUUCGGCAACAAUGACAAGCGCAAAAACAACGGCAGCAACAAUUACAACACCAACAAGACUAAAAACAAAGACAACAACUGCAUCAUCAACAAUGAUACCAGCAAUAACAUCGACAUCAACACUAAAAACAACAGAUACGACAAUGAGGAAAAGAAAAGGCAGAAAAAGGAAAAACCUCAACAAAUUUGUUAAUAAAUGAAACAACGCUUUUCGAAACAAAUAGCGAUCAGAUCACGUGACAGCCCUCCCCCUCUAAUUUCAAAUAUUCUUCAGCGGGAAGAACGCCACUAAAAGGACCGCCGUCUUGUUUUGUGGUUCUACUGUGAAGAGCAUGAAAGGGUCAACUCUGCAGAUCCCUCUACUGAUGAUGAUGAUGAUGAUGAUAGCAUUAAUUUUCCCUGCAUAUGUCAAAGCUAACACAGCUUGCUGUUCAUUCCCAUGCCAGAACAAUGGAAUAUGUUCACCCACUGGGCGAAAUGGUUUUAUUUGCAAUUGCCAGAACAGUGGUUACUAUGGCACCAAUUGCGAAUACUCAACUUGGAAGCAUUGGCUCCUUAGUUUCUUCCAAUUGUUACCAGAAGACAUUCACUCACUUCUCGUGGGCAUUCCAGGAUUUGGGUGUUUACUAAAUAUGUUACCCUGUCGGAGCUACAUAUCAAGAUUUCUGAUGCAAUUCCGUAUCGGUGGAUACAUACACACAUUGAGUUACUCCAUGACUGUCACCAACGCCAAUGAUGAAUCAAUGAGUCUUCAAAUCUUGCCGUCAGUGCCAAUGAAUUGCCCAACACCCCUGGGUGUAGCAGGUGAAUCGAUUCUUCCACCAAUCGAUGAUGUAAUGUCCCUGUUUAUGCGGUCAAUGUUUAAACCGGAUCCAAUGGGUAGUAAUCUAUUGUUUGCCACCCAAGCUGACCACUUGAGCCAUCUCUUUCUCAAGACUGGUUUCUCUAGUCUCUCCGAAGUGUCUGCCAUGGGUUACGUGUACGGUGAAACAGACAGAGACAACUAUUUGUUACGGAACCACACCAAUGGUAAAUUGAAGAGUCAGAUCAUAAAUGGUGAGGAGUGGCCUCCCUUUCUAUUUGAAAGUCCGGUUGACAUGCAAUAUCCUACAGGGUUACCUCAAACAUCCCAGUUUGCUCUUGGGUAUGAAUAUUACAGCGUACAUAGUGGUCAUCUGAUGUGGUCAACUCUGUGGCUCCGUCAGCACAAUCUCUUCUGUGAUAUCCUGGUUAAUGAACAUCCAGACUGGACUGAUGAACAGUUACAUCAAGCCGCAAGAACUGCUGUCUUAGCUAUGAACAUAAAGAUUAUUGUGGAGGAAUACAUCGCCCACAUGGCCCGUUACUACUACAGUUAUGUCUACACUCCGGAGGCUGUAUUCCAAGAUGGUGCCCAGUGCAAAGAAUUCAUGCUGGAAGAGUUCAAGCUGCUUUUACAUUGGCACCAAAUGUUACCAGACCAAAUUGCUUUCAAUGGAACCGCUUAUGACAUGAAAGACUUUCUGUUCCAGUCACAGUUUCUCAUUCAAUUUGGAAUCGGUCCUUAUGUUGAGGCCCUCAUUAAACAGUCUGCAGGAAGGGUCACUCACCAUAACCAUGGUCCUGCAACUAUACUCCAUGCCAGAAAAGCCUUACUCCAUGCCAGAACAUUACGACUCCAGUCCUACAACAAUUACCUCAGACAUUUCAAGUUGAAAACCCCAAAGACCUUUAUUGAGCUGACAGGUGAUUGGGCCACAGCAAAAGAACUGGAAGAAUUCUAUGGUGAUGUGGAAGCAGUGGAGUUUAUCGUUGGUGUGCUCUGUGCUCGCAGAGCUCCUCAUGCCAUGUUCAACCUGAUGGUACAAGAGGCCGGCGCACUGCUCUCCUUACAGAGCCUCCAGUCCAGUCUCUUGUACAUGAAGGCCAGAGGACUGUUAGACAACUACGGCAGUAUCAUUGUCAACAAUAUAGUGAGUAUGGCCAGUUACGAAAACUUGAUCUGCAGCAACAUCAAACAGCCGUGUCCGUCAGUCACUCUGUUUGUCCCUUGGUGGGAUCACUAUUACGAAGAGUCUUUUAAUUUGGCUGAAUGGGAUGCUGAAGAAAAAGGCUGCGAGUUGAGCGAAUUCUGAAAUGUCUUGUUCAUCACUGUUUCAUAUACGCGUGUGUAUGUAUGUAUACAUAUGAGUUUGUGUGUGUGUGUAUGUGUAUAUAUAUAUAUAUAUAUAUAUAUAUAUAUAUAUAUAUAUAUAUAUAUAUAUACACAUGUAUAUAUAUAUAAGUAUGUACACAUAUAUGUAUGUAUGCAUAUUUGGUAAAAUAGGAAAAUAGAAUUCUCCAGACAAUUGUUUUUUAAUAGGCUCACAUUUUUUAAUAGGCUCAGGUAAUGUAUGGUAAGAAGCUUGCUUCUCAACCACAUGGAUCUGGGUUCAGUCCCACUGCAUGGUACCUUCGGUAAGUGUCUUCUACUGUAGGCUCAAGCCGACCAAAGCCUUGUGAGUGAAUUUAGUAGAUGAAAACUGAGAGAAGCCCAUUGUAUAUAUAUCAUCAUCAUCAUCAUCAUCGGUUAACGUCCGCCUUCCAUGCUUGCAUGGGUUGGACGAUUUGACUGAGGAGUGGUGAACCAGAUGGCUGCACCAGGCUCCAAUCUGAUCUGGCAGAGUUUCUACAGCUGGAUGCCCUUCCUAAUGCCAAC
Messenger RNA from Octopus bimaculoides (California two-spot octopus), 2830 nucleotides. RefSeq names its product prostaglandin G/H synthase 1. Gene Ontology annotation, biological process: cyclooxygenase pathway; response to oxidative stress. Gene Ontology annotation, molecular function: prostaglandin-endoperoxide synthase activity; peroxidase activity; oxidoreductase activity, acting on single donors with incorporation of molecular oxygen, incorporation of two atoms of oxygen. Lineage: Eukaryota; Metazoa; Mollusca; Cephalopoda; Octopoda; Octopodidae. Gene Ontology annotation, cellular component: cytoplasm; neuron projection. The record is from RefSeq and is a predicted model, not a curated record.